AAGACACGAGUGACCACAGCCGUAUGCAUAUGCCGUCAGAGAGAGAGGGGGAAACAGAUGGCAAGGCUGACGCAGUUCUUGUCCGACGAUGAGCUUGGCGAGCUUAUCUCCGCUUUCCCGGAGGCAGAGUUCGCCUUUGCGUACGGCUCUGGCGUGGUCAAGCAACAGGGUUAUGCGGAGAAUGUGUCCAACGCUUCAGAUCUGCCCAUGCUUGACCUCGUUCUGGCCGUCGAAGACUCGGAGGCUUGGCACAAGGCCAACCUCAAAAGGAACCGCGAUCACUACUCUGGACUGGCACGAUUGUUUGGUGCAGGUGGAGUCGCUUGGCUACAAGAAGGCUUCGGAGCAAAGCUGUACUACAACGCCCUAGUGCCGUUGUCGACCACCUCGCACCGAGGUCGUUCGAUGAAGUACGGCGUCAUCAGUACGAAGCAUCUGGCCGAGGAUCUGACCGACUGGACCUGGCUUUACACCGCCGGCAGGCUGCAAAAGCCGGUGCGCAUCAUCCAAGGAAACCAUAAAGCUUCGGCGAUCAUUGAAGGCAACCUCUCGUCCGCGGCGAAGGCUUCGCUGCUUCUGCUUCCGGAGCGGUUUAGUGCUCAAGAGUUUUACACCACCGUGGCGGGACUUUCCUAUACGGGCGAUUUCCGCAUGUACUUUGGCGAGAACCCGGACAAGGUCAAGAACAUCGUCAGCGCCACCCUGGGAAGGUUCCAAGACCUGUAUGCGCCGGCCCUCAAGGGGAUUCCGGGGAUGACCGCAACGGGGUCUGACUGCUCCUCCUAUGACCAGGAUGUAUCGCCUACCACCCGACUAGCUUUGGCGAGGUCUCUUCCUGGGGCCGUGCGAGGACUGCUUCCUUUGGGGGAAGGCGGAUCAGCUGGAAACAAGCUUGCUACCGGUGGAGCUCCGCUGACGGCGGAAGUUUCUCGUGCUCUGGCGACGGUGGUUUCAAGAUCUAGCCUGCGGCAAGGAGCGAAAGGUCUCCUGACGGCAGGGGUGCUCAAGUCGGCGUCGUACUCUCUAGCGAAAGUUACUCAGGCUAUCGCGGGGAGAAGGAAACGACAAGAGUCGCCCUCCGGGCAGUAG
This is a messenger RNA of Ectocarpus siliculosus, 1089 nucleotides long. The record is from the annotation of a GenBank genome assembly. Lineage: Eukaryota; Phaeophyceae; Ectocarpales; Ectocarpaceae.